Molecule: messenger RNA, 1013 nt
Organism: Helicoverpa zea (corn earworm)
Lineage: Eukaryota; Metazoa; Arthropoda; Insecta; Lepidoptera; Noctuidae
Gene: ND-ACP
Product: acyl carrier protein, mitochondrial
Exons: 3
Coding region: 80-541 (153 amino acids)
Biological process (GO): fatty acid biosynthetic process
Cellular component (GO): mitochondrion
Molecular function (GO): acyl binding; acyl carrier activity
Source: RefSeq, a predicted model, not a curated record
GAUCUGUGCAAUUUUUCUUCAGUCUCGUCUCGUCUUUUGUCUUGUCUAUGAAUAUCAAAUCAUUUUCGAAGUCUGGAAAAUGGCUGCUGCAAAUAUUGCCCGCAGUGCUCUAAGUGGAUUAUUACGAAAAUCCACUUCCUAUAGGACGCCGGUAGUAUGCCGGCUCUCAACUGUGGCCCUGCAGCAAAAAUAUAGUACAGUCAAUGCUGCCAUUAAGACAUGCAUCUCUCUGAACGGGCAAAAUGGGGCCCAGAAAAACAGUGUCCGCAACUACAGCGGCGGGCCCCCACUCUCAUUAGACCUUAUUAAAAGUAGAGUGCUACUUGUUCUUCAACUUUAUGACAAAAUUGACCCUGAAAAGUUGAAUGUAGACAGCCACUUUCUAAAUGACCUCGGUCUGGAUUCCCUGGACCACGUAGAGGUCAUUAUGGCAAUGGAAGAUGAGUUCGGUUUUGAAAUUCCAGACGGUGAUGCAGAGAGGCUGGUUAGACCUAAAGAUAUUAUCCAAUACAUUGCUGACAAAGAGGAUGUUUAUGCAUAAAUUACACAAUCACAACAAGUAGCUUUGUCUCUGCUAUUUCAGGCCAGUUGUACAAUUAUACUGUUGAAAGUUUAACCAAAGUGCAGUGCUUUUACAAUACAACUGGCCUAAGGUCUCAGGACAUUGAAUUUAGAUUUUAGUUCAAUUUAUUAUCCUUGUUAUUCAAUUAAGAAUGAACAAUGUGAACUCUGCUGAUCCAACAUCCAUCUCUAAAGAUGUAUAAAGUGUAAAUUCUGUUUUUAUUGAUUAUAUGCCUGUUAGAGUAGAUCAUUUGUUUUUCAUUUGGUCAUUUAUCAAUACCUGAACAAAUAAAUUGAUCAGUUAGAUUGCAAUGUUUUUUUUGGCUGUUAGAAACUUCAUGAAAAGCAACUGAUGUAACACUGCAUUUUCGUAUCAAGCCUUAGUUAGUAAUUGUUUUUAUUGUGAUACCUAUCAUCAGUUGUGAAAUAACAUGUGGUGAUAUGAUUAUAAA